CGCGCGGGGGACGUGUGCGGGCGUCUCCGCCAUCUUGUGAGUCUAUAACUCGGAGCCGUUGGGUCGGUUCCUGCUAUUCCGGCGCCUCCACUCCGUCCCCUGCGGGUCUGCUCUGUGUGCCAUGGACGGCAUCGUCCCAGACAUAGCAGUUGGCACGAAGCGGGGAUCUGACGAGCUUUUCUCUGCGUGUGUCACUAACGGACCCUUUAUCAUGAGCAGCAACUCCGCCUCCGCAGCAAAUGGAAAUGACAGUAAGAAGUUCAAAGGUGACAGCAGGAGUGCGGGCGUCCCCUCCCGAGUGAUCCAUAUCCGCAAGCUGCCCAGCGAUGUCACAGAGGGCGAGGUCAUCUCCUUGGGGUUGCCCUUUGGGAAAGUCACCAACCUCCUGAUGCUGAAGGGCAAAAACCAGGCCUUCAUUGAGAUGAACACAGAGGAGGCGGCCAACACCAUGGUCAACUACUACACCUCGGUGACACCCGUGCUGCGUGGCCAGCCCAUCUACAUCCAGUUCUCCAACCACAAGGAGCUCAAGACUGACAGCUCCCCCAACCAAGCGCGGGCCCAGGCAGCCCUGCAGGCCGUGAACUCAGUCCAGUCGGGGAAUCUGGCCUUGGCCGCCUCGGCCGCUGCUGUGGAUGCUGGGAUGGCCAUGGCUGGGCAGAGCCCCGUGCUCAGGAUCAUCGUGGAGAACCUCUUCUACCCUGUGACCCUGGACGUGCUGCACCAGAUCUUCUCCAAGUUUGGCACAGUCCUGAAGAUCAUCACAUUCACCAAGAACAACCAGUUCCAGGCAUUGCUGCAGUACGCGGACCCUGUGAGCGCCCAGCACGCCAAGCUGUCACUGGACGGGCAGAACAUCUACAACGCCUGCUGCACGCUGCGCAUCGACUUCUCCAAGCUCACCAGCCUCAACGUCAAAUACAACAACGACAAGAGCCGCGACUACACGCGCCCAGACCUGCCCUCUGGGGAUAGCCAGCCCUCGCUGGACCAGACCAUGGCUGCGGCCUUCGGUGCACCUGGUAUAAUCUCAGCCUCUCCGUAUGCAGGAGCUGGGUUCCCUCCCACCUUUGCAAUUCCUCCAGCCACAGGUCUGUCUGUCCCUAACGUGCACGGAGCCCUGGCCCCAUUGGCCAUUCCAUCAGCAGCAGCUGCCGCGGCUGCUGCAGGCCGCAUCGCCAUCCCAGGCCUUGCCGGGGCUGGGAACUCCGUCCUGCUGGUCAGCAACCUCAACCCCGAGAGAGUCACACCCCAAAGCCUCUUUAUUCUUUUCGGCGUCUAUGGGGACGUGCAGCGGGUGAAGAUCUUGUUCAACAAGAAGGAGAAUGCGCUGGUGCAGAUGGCAGAUGGCAGCCAGGCCCAGCUGGCCAUGAGCCACCUGAACGGGCACAAGCUGCACGGGAAGCCCAUCCGCAUCACGCUGUCCAAGCACCAGAACGUGCAGCUGCCGCGGGAGGGCCAGGAGGACCAGGGCCUCACCAAGGACUACGGCAACUCCCCCCUGCACCGCUUCAAGAAGCCCGGCUCCAAGAACUUCCAGAACAUCUUCCCGCCCUCCGCCACCCUGCACCUCUCCAACAUCCCGCCUUCCAUCACGGAGGAAGACCUCAAGGUCCUGUUCUCCAGCAACGGGGGCGUGGUCAAGGGGUUCAAAUUCUUCCAGAAGGACCGCAAGAUGGCGCUGAUCCAGAUGGGCUCCGUGGAGGAGGCGGUGCAGGCGCUCAUUGACCUGCACAACCAUGACCUGGGCGAGAACCACCACCUGCGAGUCUCCUUCUCCAAGUCCACCAUCUAGGGCCCAGCCCCUGGCCGGGCUCCGGAGCCGCUUCCGUCAUUCCAGAGAAAAGCCACUUUAAGAAGCAGCUGAAGUGACCUUAACAGACCAGAGAUUUUAUUUUUUUAAAGAGAAAUCAGUUUACCUGUUUUUAAAAAAAUUAAAUCUAGCUCACCUUGCUGACCUUGCGGUGACUGACGGCUCGGGCGCUCGGGGACUGCGGCAGGGGUCCCCCACCCGCCCGGGGCCAGGCCAGGCCAGGCCAGACCCUGCGCCCUGCCUUGCAGGGCGUGCUGGGCGUGCGGCCCACGGGGGGCGCCCCCACCACGACGUGGCUUCCUCGUGCCUUAAACCUGCCUGCCUUGCAGCCGCACGCCCACCCAAGGGGACCCAGGGACCCGGGGCGGGGAUCUGCUCCAGGCAAACGCAAAGCGGCCUCCUGCUCCCACGGAUCAUGUGCCCAGUGCUGGGAGGGAGUGGAGACCCAAGGUGCCAGCAGGGCUGGCUGGCACCCCCCCCCCCCAUGUAAUCAAGUGACAUGAUUCUCCCCAUGUCCUCCAGCCACCCAGGUCCCCCUCGCCCGGCCAGGCCCAGAGGGCACCAACCCAGCCUCCUUGAGCUUUUAGCCUUUUGUUAUAAUCUUUGUAUCAUAUUCUGAUGUGGUUGCAGACAUCUGUGCCUAGCAAUAUUUCCAGUUGACCAAAUAUCCUAAUCUUUUUUCAUUUAUAUGCAAAAGAAAUAGUUUUAAGUACCUUUUUAUAGCAAGAGGAUCCAGUGGUAUGAGUGUGAGCUUUCUCUUUGGUAUUACUUUGUAUGCUGUACUUUCUAUUUUAUUCUUUGUAAUCAAUUCAGUCACAGGCAGGACCCAGCCUCCGGCAGGGCCCGGCCGUGCACCGCCCGCCUCAGUGGCCUUACUCAGCCCCCAGAUCUGCCUAGGAAGACCAGCUCUAGAACUUUCAGGGUUUGUUAUUUUUCCCCUUUUCCUUCAAAUUCUGGACCAAAGUCGUGUUUUUGUUCCUGUCUGCUCUGACGCUGGGACUCCAGGCGGUGGACCUCCAGGUCCUGACCACCCCCACCCUACCCUGGGGGACGCCUUGGUCCCACUGCGCCAGCAGCAGGGCCGGUCUCCUCGGACCCCCAGUUUCAUAGUGUGACAAGGGUGUAAAUAUUUAUGGUUUUUUAUACCUGUAGAGACAUGGAGGGCGCGUCGGGUUUUUACGGUGAUGUGUAUUUUGAUAACAGCGACCGCAGGCUCAGUAUUGUACGUGGAGCGCAGUGGCCACGAGCACAUUCCAUUGCCCGUCCCGGGCUUGUCAUGAGAGAACUCGAUUAAAGCCGUUUUAUAACACCUGCCUUCCUGUAGGCCUCUUCUUUGCUGUCAGGCUGUGGAAGGCAGCUGGCGGGUCUGUACUGGACGUGAAUAAAUCUCUUCUCUACCCUG
Molecule: messenger RNA, 3215 nt
Organism: Marmota monax (woodchuck)
Lineage: Eukaryota; Metazoa; Chordata; Mammalia; Rodentia; Sciuridae
Gene: Ptbp1
Product: polypyrimidine tract binding protein 1
Exons: 14
Coding region: 122-1795 (557 amino acids)
Biological process (GO): mRNA processing; regulation of cell differentiation; regulation of RNA splicing
Cellular component (GO): nucleus
Molecular function (GO): mRNA binding
Source: RefSeq, a predicted model, not a curated record